Molecule: messenger RNA, 792 nt
Organism: Penicillium alfredii
Lineage: Eukaryota; Fungi; Ascomycota; Eurotiomycetes; Eurotiales; Aspergillaceae
Product: glutathione S-transferase family protein
Exons: 3
Coding region: 1-792 (263 amino acids)
Source: RefSeq, a predicted model, not a curated record
AUGUUCUCACGCACUUUCCUCAACAUCACCAGGGCUGCCUCGCGUCUGCCUCAACUGCCGACUUCCCACCUCUACUCGACGAUGGCUUCCGACAUCACCCUGUACACCUGGGCCACGCCCAAUGGCAUCAAAGCGUCUAUCACACUCGAGGAGCUGGGUCUGCCCUACAAAACAGAGGCAAUUGACAUAAGCACCAACGAGCAGAAGAAAGAGUGGUUCCUGAAGGUCAACCCCAACGGUCGUAUUCCCGCGCUCCUCGAUGGCUCGCAGCGCGUCUUUGAGAGUGGCGCUAUUAUGCUGUAUCUGGCUGAUAAGUACGAUACCAACCGGAGGAUUAGCUACGUGCCCGGCUCGCCCGAGUAUGUCGAGCAGCUGUCGUGGCUGAUGUUCCAGAUGGGUGGACUUGGUCCGAUGCAGGGCCAAGCAAACCACUUCCGCCUCUUCGCCGGCGCCCGCUCCGACUACGGCAUCACCCGCUACCUAGACGAGACAAAGCGCCUCUACUCUGUCCUCGACUCCCGCCUGCAGGAAAGCCCCUAUCUAGCCGGACCCAAGUACACCAUCGCCGACAUUGCAAACUUCUCCUGGGUGCGCGGCGGCCCGCCCGCCCUGGAGAUCGAUCUGGCCCAGUGGCCGGCGCUGAAGAAAUGGGUUGAUGGGAUCGAGAUGCGAGCUGCGGUCCAGAAGGGCGUCGAUGUGCCGCAGACGGGUCGCACGCCUGAGCAGCUCGCUGAAUUCUUUCGCAGUUGUCGGGAAAGGAUUGAUGGUCUGGCGAAUUCGGAUAAGCAGUGA